This is a messenger RNA of Hyposmocoma kahamanoa, 1995 nucleotides long. RefSeq names its product carotenoid isomerooxygenase-like (gene ninaB). The record is from RefSeq and is a predicted model, not a curated record. NCBI's taxonomy places the organism in Eukaryota, Metazoa, Arthropoda, Insecta, Lepidoptera, Cosmopterigidae. The transcript has 14 exons. Gene Ontology annotation, biological process: carotene catabolic process; retinal metabolic process. Bases 151 to 1674 code for a protein of 507 amino acids. Gene Ontology annotation, molecular function: carotenoid dioxygenase activity; beta-carotene 15,15'-dioxygenase activity.
CUCGCCGCCGGUCACUUGUGUCGUUACUGUACAUUGUACUUAUAUUCUCGACAUUUCUAUAGAAGUGCUUAUGUUGUGGCUUGAUUUCUCGAGCACAUUUCAUAAAGUUUUGAAAAUAUUUUGUGGUUUUUAGUACAAUAAACUCAAAAUAUGUCUUCAUACGACCAAUUGUACCCGAACUGCGAUCCCGACGUGUGGCUGCGAUCCUGCGAGCUGGAGGUCGAGAAACCAAUCGAGGGAGAGAUUACAGGUGAAAUGCCUUCUUGGCUACGAGGUACCUUGCUACGCAACGGACCCGGUUCCCUCAAAGUUGGCUCUACGCGGUUUGAGCAUUUGUUUGACAGCGCUUCACUUUUGCACAGGUUCGCAAUCCAAGAUGGUAUAGUCACGUACCAAUGCCGGUUUCUACGUUCCAACACGUUCAACAAGAACCGCGCCGCCAACCGCAUUGUCGUCACUGAGUUCGGCACUAAAGCUGUACCUGAUCCUUGCCAUACGAUUUUUGAUAGGUUAGCUGCAGUUUUCAAUCCAGGGGAGGCUAUGUCAGACAACGCUAUGAUAUCAAUUUAUCCGUUUGGAGACGAGAUCUACGCCUUUACAGAAACACCAGUGAUACAUAGAAUAGACCCAAUAACCCUGGAUACACUAGAACGGAAAAAUCUUGCAGACUCGAUCGCCAUUGUUAACCACACGGCUCAUCCACACGUUAUGCCAAACGGUGAUGUUUAUAACGUUGGAAUGUCUCUCGUUAAAUGCAGAAUUCGUCAUGUUGUUGUCAAGUUCCCAUUCAAUGAGAAAGGUGAUAUGUUCCAAAGAGCUCAUAUAGUUGGUCACAUGAAACCUCGAUGGGAAUUGCAUCCUGCCUAUAUGCAUACCUUUGGAAUAACAGAAAACUACUUCGUAAUAGUGGAGCAGCCGUUAUCGGUGUCGUUACUGGGCGUGGUGAAAAACCAGCUGGCCGAUGCACCUCUCAUCAAUAGCUUAAAGUGGAACCCUGAACAUGAAACGCAAAUAGUUCUUAUCAGCCGUAAAACGGGAGAAGAAGUGAAGCGAUACCGGACAGAGACGCUCUUCUAUCUGCACAUCAUUAACACCUUCGAGCAGGAUGGCAAGCUGGUGGUCGAUCUAUGCGCGUAUAAAGACGCUAAGGCACUGGAUGCCAUGUACAUACAGUCUAUUGAGACGAUGCAAAGUAACGCGAACUACGCAGACUGGUUCCGAGGUCGACCAAAGAGGAUCGAAAUACUCUUGGACGCACCUCAAUUUACCCAUUUUGACGCCACUGUAUUAGUAGAUUAUGGCUGCGAGACACCUAGGAUUCAUUAUGAUCUUUAUAACGGUCGGCCAUACAGAUAUUUUUACGCCAUCAGUUCGGAAGUGGAUGUAAGUCCUGGCUCGUUGAUCAAAGUGGACACGAUGACCGGAGAAGUAAAAACUUGGAGCAAUGUAAAUUGCUAUCCUAGUGAACCUAUAUUUGUGCCGGCACCUAAUGCUAAGGAAGAAGAUGAGGGCGUAUUGUUGAGCGCUUUGGUGUGGGGCAGCAAUCGGCAGCGGGCUGUCGCGCUGCUGGUGCUGGACGCGCGUUCCAUGCGCGAGGUGGCUCGCGCAGAGUUCAUCACGCCAUCGCCAGCGCCCAAGUGCCUUCACGGCUGGUUCCUGCCUGAGCGCGCCUAAACCUUGACUCUCGAUGUCCGUUAAACAAUUCAAAAUAAUUAACAAAAGGACAUAUAACUCGAGAGAACAAGAUUGUUAAGUGUAGUCAAAGUGAUAACAUAGUGAUAUUUGACAUUAAAAUAGUUCCAAUGUGACCAUUUUAAAAGAUACAGGAUGCCUCAAUUAAAAAAUAUAACUGUGAAAUGAAAUGAAGGAAAAACAUAACAAAAUUUUUAAAACAAUCAAUUCUAUCAUAGGUUUAAUAAUAGUAACUAUUUCAUUGAAAAUUAAACCGACCUCAAAAGUUUGCUUAACGGCUUUCUCCGAUUUCCAUGGGAUCCC